This is a messenger RNA of Neoarius graeffei (lesser salmon catfish), 2409 nucleotides long. RefSeq names its product KRR1 small subunit processome component homolog (gene krr1). Gene Ontology annotation, cellular component: nucleolus; small-subunit processome. Bases 20 to 1153 code for a protein of 377 amino acids. Lineage: Eukaryota; Metazoa; Chordata; Actinopteri; Siluriformes; Ariidae. Gene Ontology annotation, molecular function: RNA binding. The record is from RefSeq and is a predicted model, not a curated record. The transcript has 10 exons.
UCCGGUGUUAAAGGCAACAAUGGCGGCGUCCACGAGCGGCGGUGUGAGUAAAGCUGUGGCUGAGAAAAAGAACAAAAAACAAGAUGACAGUGAUUUGCUGACGGUACCAGAUGGGUGGGUGGAGCCUACAUUUACAAAGGAGGAUAACCCACGUGGCCUGCUGGAGGAGAGCAGCUUCGCCACUCUGUUCCCCAAAUACAGAGAGAGUUACCUGAGAGAGUGCUGGCCUCUAGUGCAGAAGGCCCUCGGUGACAUCUUCAUCAAUGCCACUUUGGAUCUGAUUGAAGGGAGCAUCACAGUCAGCACUACAAAAAAAACCUUCGACCCCUACGCCAUCCUCCGAGCUCGAGACCUCAUUAAGCUGCUGGCCCGAAGUGUGCCCUUUGAACAGGCAGUGCGAAUCCUGCAGGAUGACAUGGCGUGUGAUAUUAUAAAGAUCGGGACGAUGGUGCGGAACAGAGAACGCUUCGUCAAACGCAGACAGAGAAUAAUUGGACCUAAAGGAUCCACGCUGAAGGCUCUGGAGCUGCUUACAAACUGUUAUGUGAUGGUGCAGGGGAACACCGUGUCUGCUCUUGGACCUUACAGUGGCCUAAAGGAGGUGCGUAAGGUGGUGUUGGACACUAUGAAGAACAUUCAUCCGAUCUACAACAUUAAGGCGUUGAUGAUCAAGCGUGAGCUGGCGAGAGACCCGGAACUCUGCACUCAGAGCUGGGAGCGCUUCCUCCCCAACUUCAAACACAAACACAUCAACAAACGACAACAAACGAAGAAGAAGAUGAUCAAGAAAGAGUACACACCGUUUCCCCCACCUCAACCUGAGAGCAAGGUGGACAGAGAACUCGCAAGUGGAGAAUUUUUCCUCCGUGAGAGAGAGAAGAGGAGGAGGAAGAUGACUGAGAUCAAGGUGAAAGAGGCUGAGGCUCUGAGCAGGAAACAGGAAGAGAGAAAGAAAGCGUUCAUUCCUCCGAAAGAGAAAAAAAUCAUCAAAAAGAGCAACAAAGCUCCUGUAAAAGACAAACUGGACAUCGAGGCCAUUAAAGAGAAGGUGAAGAAAGCAAAGAAUAAGAAACUGGGAGCUCCUCCAGUGAACCCCCCCACAGCGCUGCCUACAGGCCACAAGAAGAACACCAAGAUGAGCAAAAGAAUAUGAGAUCUGUACAUGGACUGUGUGUGUGUGUGUGUGUGUGUGUGUGUGUGUGUGUGUGUGUGUGUAUAUAUAAAGGGUUAGGAAUAAAGAUAAGGAUGACAGGUCAGUAAGAUGAUUGGGUAUAAAAAGAGCAUCCCAGAGAGGCGGAGUUUCUCAGAAGUAAAGAUGGGGCGGGGUUCACCACUCUGUGAAAGACUGCGUGGGCGAACAGUGCAACAAUUUAAGAAUAACAUUCCUCAAUGUAAAACUGCAAAGAAUUUGUGGAUCACAUCAUCUAUGGUCCAUAAUAUCAUUAAAAGAUUCAGAGAAUCUGGAGAAAUCUCUGUAUGCGAGAGGCAAGGCUGAAAACUGACACUGGAUGCCUGUGAUCUUCAGGCCCUCAGGAGACACUGCAUUAAAAGCAGACAUGUGUCUGUAGUGGAAAUCACUGUAUGGGCUCAGGAACACUUCAGAAAACCAUCGUCUGUGAAAACACUUCAUUACUGCAUCCACAAACGCAAGUUAAAACCAGAUAUAAACAAUAUCCAGAAACCCCACCCCCUUCUCUGGGCCCGAGCUCUUUUACGAUGGACUGAGGUGAAGUGGAAAACUGUCCCGAGGUCUGACGAAUCAAAAGUAUAAAUUCUUUUUAGAAAUCACAGACCCCACGUCCUCCAGGCUAAAGAAGAGAGGGACCAUCCGGCGUGUUAUCAGUGCACAGCUCAAAAGCAGCAUCUGUGAUUGCAUGAUUGGGUAUUAGUGCACAUGACAUGGGGAGCUUGUACAUCUGGGAAGGCAUCAUUAAUGCUGAAUGAUAUAAACACGUUUCAGAGCAAUAUGCUGCCAUCCAGACUAAAUCUUUUUCAGGGAAGGCCUUCCUUCUUUCAGUAAAACAACGCCAAACCGCUUUUUGCACAUAUUACAACUGCAUGGCUCAGGAGUAAAAGAGUCUGGGUGCUAAACUGGCCUGCCUGCAGUCCAGACCUGUCUCCCAUUUAAAACAUUUGGCACAUUAUGAAGCGCAAAAUAUGAGAAAGGAGACUCCGAACUGUUGAGCAACUGAAAUUGUAUAUCAGGCAAGAAUGGGACAACAUUUCUCUUUCAAAACUACAGCAGUUGGUCUCCUCAGAUCCCAAACGUUGACAGAGUGCUGUUAAAAGUAGAGGUGAUGCAAUACAGUGGUAAACACGCCCCGUCCCAACUUUAUUGAAAUGUGUAGCUGACAUCAAAUUCAAAAUAUUUUUCAAAAAACAAUAAAAUUUCUCAGUUUCAUCAUUUGA